GUCACCAGCGUUUGCUGUUUCCUUCACCCCAACUGAAUUGCCAGCCCAGUGCCGACUCCCGUGCGCCAUAGACGACUACCAUACGACAUUGUACUCUCCUUUUCUUUGUAUAACUGCGCCCACGAAAUCGACCUGUUCUAUCGUGUCUAAUUCCCAAGAAUGGGUGUUCCCGCUCUCUUCCGCUGGCUCAGCAGAAAGUAUCCUAAAAUCAUCUACCCUGUUGUCGAGGAGGAGGAGAUCAGAGUCCCAGGCGAUGGCGAAGUCCUCAGCAUCCCGGUCAAUAUGUCCAUGGCGAACCCCAACGGCAAAGAAUUCGAUAACUUGUAUCUGGAUAUGAACGGAAUCGCCGCGCCUCUGACGGAAGAAGAUAUGAUGAUUGAGAUAUUCAAAUACACCGAGCGGGUGGUCAAUAUGGUCCGACCUCGUAAGAUUUUGUUCAUGGCUAUUGAUGGCGUUGCACCAAGAGCCAAGAUGAAUCAGCAGCGCUCGCGACGAUUCCGUGCCGCCCAGGAGGCGAAGGACAAAGCGGCUGCGCAGGAGGAAGCCAACGCCCUGUGGCGAGCUAUGGGCAAGACGGUUGAGGAAAAUGACCGCGAGGCCUGGGAUACCAACGCCAUCACACCCGGUACACCCUUUAUGGAGCUUUUAGCUGCCUCUCUGCGCUUUUGGGUCGUGCAUAAGAUAAACACUGAUCCUGGGUGGAAGAAUCUUGAAGUCCUUAUAUCCGACGCCGGUGUUCCUGGAGAAGGAGAACACAAAAUCAUGGAUUGGAUUCGGCGUCAACGAGUCAGUCCUGGCCACGACCCUAACACGAAGCACGUCAUUUACGGGCUAGACGCCGACCUGAUCAUGCUGGGGAUCGCGACACAUGAGCCGAAUUUCUGGGUCCUACGUGAAGAUGUGUUCAUGGACGCAGCGAGUUCUACCGCUUGCCGCAAAUGCGGUCAAGAGGGACAUUAUGCUGCGCAAUGCAUGCUGACGCAGGAGCAAAUCAAGCAGUCGAAGAAAGCGAUAAGCGACGAAGAAGCUGCUCUAAAGAAACCUUUCAUCUUCCUUGACAUUGCGAUUCUGCGUGAAUACCUCGUCGUCGAAUUGGACGUCCCGGAAAUCCCGUUCAAAUUUGAUUUUGAGAUGGCGGUGGACGAUUGGGUGUUGCUGAUUUUCUUCGUUGGGAAUGAUUUCUUGCCGCAUUUGCCGUCAUUGGAGAUCAGGGAGGGUGCGAUUGACACGCUUUUGACGAUCUGGAAGACGGAACUUCCCCGAAUGGGAGGGUAUCUGACGGAUCACGGUGAGAUCGUGCUAGAGAGAGCUCAGAUCAUUCUGGACGGACUGGCGCAGAGGGAGGAUGAUAUCUUCCGACGACGAAGGGAAGCGGAGAACAGACAAGACAGCAACGCGAAACGGCGCAAGCUGGAGGGAGGAAUGAAAAAUGAUAUCAGACCGUCGUCUAGUCUAGCUCUGACCUCUGGCCCGACUGCGCCUGUACAACAUCAUCAUUCCCUUCCUCCCCGACCAAACUUUGCUGCCAAUGCCGAUGCGCUUGGAUUUGGAACAGCGGCUGUGUCAUCAUCCACUUCGCCAGCUGCGGCUGAGCCAUCCCUGCCAUCGUCAUCUGCAGCAGCAGCAGACACCGCUACUGCGAUCCAAGCGCUGGCUGGAUCGAAUCGAGAUGUAGUUGCGAACCGACGUGCGAUUCGGAUGGCCAAUAUGUCUGCUGCUGAGAUGCUUAAGGCCGAAAUGGCCAGUGCCGUGCCUGUGAAACCGUCUGCGCAUUCCUCGCUUCCUGCUAAGCCACCACCGCCGGUCACCCCCCUUGUUCCGCCGAGCAUGCCGCCACCUUCUGAGAGCCCUGCGGCCGAUGUCGAUAUGAGUGAUGUCGCGACCACGUACUCGACCACUUCCACCCAUCUGUCCACCGCUUCCGCAGAUUCUUUGGCUGGCUCGAAGCGCAAACUGUCUGAGGUGAACGAGUCUGAGCAAGAUGCCGUUGGUGAAGACGAAGAGGACACCAGUGCGCCUGCGAAUGUGUCGGCUCCCAAAAAGUUGAUAGUGAACCCCGACGGAACAGUCGAGCAGGAGGAUGUUGUCAAAUUGUGGGAACCAGGCUACAAGGACCGCUACUAUGCGCAAAAGUUCCCCGAUGCCGUGCUGGAGUCGGAUUUCAAGAGGAAGAUCACGACAGCCUACGUCGAGGGUCUCUGCUGGGUGCUCAAGUACUACUACCAAGGCGCACCAUCCUGGCAGUGGUUCUAUCCGUACCACUUUGCGCCGUUUGCUGCUGACUUUGAGAACGUGAAGGACAUGGAUAUCCGAUUCCAGCUGGGGAUGCCGUUCAAGCCGUUUGAGCAGCUGAUGGGAGUGUUCCCCGCUGCAAGUCGCAAACACAUCCCGGAGAUCUUCCAUCAGCUGAUGCUGGAUGAGCGGUCUCCGCUCCGUGGCGGGGACAAGGAGAACGAGAAGCCGAGCCCCGACUUCUACCCCGAAGAGUUCGAGAUCGACAUGAACGGGAAGAAGAUGGCGUGGCAGGGGGUCGCUUUGCUGUCGUUCAUCGACCAGGACGUGCUGCUGUCGUCGAUGGCGCAGCCGUAUGCGUUUCUGCCGGCUGAUGAGCGGCCGGCACUGACGGCUCAAGAGAUGGAGUUGGCGAAGAACGAGCCGCCGUAUACGGUGUUCUUGAGUGAGGGCGAGCGGCGGCGGAAUGCGUGGGGCAAAAACGUCAUGUUCGCUGCCGACGAGCAUCCGGUUUAUCCGGUGUUCGAGUCGUUGUAUGGGAAGAGGAAAACGCAAGAUCCCGUCGUGCUGGACCCGAAGCUGAGCAACGGCAUCUCGGGCAGCAUCGCGCGCAACCCCGACUGUCUUCCCGGCUCUACGUACCCCAACGUCAACAACCUCCCGGGAAUGGAGGACGUGCGGAACGACCGGUCGCUGUCGGUGGUGUACUACUUCCCGAAACAGGUCACGCCACACCGCAGCGUUCUGCUCCCGGGGGCGGUCAAGCCGCGGCGCGUGCUCACGGCGACCGACCUGGAGAUGGCGCGGAGGGCAGCGGCGGGGCGGGGGCGGGGGAGGGGCGGGCCGCGAAAUGAUUCGUUCCAUGCCAGUCGUGCGGCGAGAGACUCGUAUGGCUCACAUAAUCAUAACGGCGGUUAUGGGAGGGGAGGAGGAGGAGGAGGAGGAGGGGGCGGAGGGCAUCACAGUGGCGGAGGUCAUCACGGUGGAGGAGGUCAUAAUGGUGGCGGCGGGGGCUAUAAUAGCGGCGGUGGCGGGUAUAACGGUGGAAGUCAUCAUGGUGUUGGCGGAGGGUACAACGGGGGUGGAGGGUACAACGGAGGCGGAGGGUACAACGGCGGGGGCGGGGGCUAUAACGGGGGAGGGCAGAAUGGCGCAGGGGGAUACGGGGGAUACGGCUCCGGCCAUAAUCCUUCUCCGUCGUAUGGCGGAGGGGGAUACGAUCAGUCGCACGGUGGCGGAAAUUACCGAGGACCUCCGCCUCCCCAACAGCAGCAGCAGUACGGCGGGUACGGUGGGCCGCCUCCUCCGCAGCCACAUCAAGGUUAUGGCGGCGGCGCGUAUCAGCAACCGCCGCAGAACGCGUACGGACGAGGGCCACCCCAGCAGACGAAUUAUGGCGGAUACGGCCAGGCUCAAAGCUAUAACGGCAACAACAACAACUUUGGGCCCGGGCACGGACGCGGCGGGUAUAAUGGAUCCGGCCGUGGUCGAGGGUGGUAG
Molecule: messenger RNA, 3732 nt
Organism: Mycena citricolor
Lineage: Eukaryota; Fungi; Basidiomycota; Agaricomycetes; Agaricales; Mycenaceae
Source: the annotation of a GenBank genome assembly